Molecule: messenger RNA, 2456 nt
Organism: Liolophura sinensis
Lineage: Eukaryota; Metazoa; Mollusca; Polyplacophora; Chitonida; Chitonidae
Product: b(0,+)-type amino acid transporter 1-like
Exons: 13
Coding region: 105-1577 (490 amino acids)
Biological process (GO): amino acid transmembrane transport
Cellular component (GO): membrane
Molecular function (GO): L-amino acid transmembrane transporter activity
Source: RefSeq, a predicted model, not a curated record
GUGGUCGGCCAGCUGAGGACAAGCCCCAGUGUUGUAGGAUAUCAGAUCUGCGUGCUGAAGCUUACAAGUGAGAUAUCAAUUAUCUGUGACUACAGAACGACAAUAUGGAGGGAAGCGAUAAUCCCUCGUUCCACGCUUCCAGUGACGGAUCGGAGAAAGCACACGACAGCAAAGAAAUCGUUAUUGAAAAUAAAGUUGAACUGAAGAAGCAGGUCGGUCUAAUCAGCGGAAUAGCCAUAAUAGUAGGCACGCAAAUAGGUUCCGGGAUUUUUAUUUCACCAAAGGGGGUCCUGAGAGGCACGGGGUCUGUGGCUGCUAGCCUUCUGGUCUGGGUCGGAUGUGGAGUUCUCGCUACGUUUGGCGCCUUGACCUACGCGGAACUAGGAACGAUGAUUCCUAAAUCCGGAGGGGAAUACCCAUAUCUGUACGAGGGCAUCAGCCCGAUCGUUGCUUACCUGUAUGCUUGGGUGACCGUCACAGUUUUGAAGUCGUCCAGUUUUGCAAUCAUCUGUUUAUCCUUUGCCGAAUACGUCAGCGAUCCGUUUUUUGAUGACUGCGGUCCACCAGAACUUGUCAAGAAGUUUCUUGCAUGUGCUGCAAUAGUGACCAUCUCCCUUGUGAACUGCUACAGCACCAAAUUGGCAGCACGCGUUCAGGUUAUCUUUACAGGGCUGAAAAUCCUCGCUCUCAUUGUCAUCAUCAUUGGCGGAGCGGUGAUGAUUGGACAAGGUAACACCGAAUAUUUAUCUGAAGGAUUCAAAGAUACUACCUCCGAUCCUUCCUUAAUAGCAUUGGCAUUUUACAAUGGUUUGUGGGCUUAUGACGGCUGGAACAAUUUGAACUACAUUACUGAGGAACUUGUUAACCCAAACGUGAACCUCCCCCGCUCUAUAAUCAUUGGGCUUCCCUUGGUGACGGUUCUAUACCUGCUGACAAACAUCUCCUACCUAACUGUUAUGUCUAAAGAGGAAAUCCUGUCGUCAUCCGCUGUGGCUGUGACGUGGGGGGAAAGAGUGCUGGGUCCAGUAGCCGCGGCUAUUCCUGUGGCAGUGGCCUGCUCUACAUUCGGGGCAGGAAAUGGUUCCUGUUUCUCAGCUGGCAGAAUCUCGUUCGUGGCAGCAAGAGAAGGACAUCUUCCUGGAUUUUUGUCUUAUGUUCAUGUCAUUAAAUAUACCCCUGUCAUGGCACUUCUUUUAAAUACGAUUCUGGCCCUGUGUUUCGUGAUACCUGGGGAUAUCAGUACCUUGAUAGACUUCUUCAGUUUUACCGCCUGGUUGUUUUACGGCGCCACAACAGCUGCUCUCUUGGUACUACGCUACAAGUGGAAGGAGGCAGAGAGACCGUAUAAGGUUCCUAUCGUGAUCCCCAUCUUAGUUUUACUGGCCUCCAUCUAUCUUGUCAUCGCCCCCAUCGUACAAGACCCACAGAUACAGUUCCUCUAUGCCUCCCUGUUUGUUGUUGGUGGACUAGUGUUUUACAUUCCCUUUGUCUACUUCAAAGUUAGGUUCAGAUUCAUGGAGGCGCUAUCGAUUGGAAUCCAGUUAUUUUUUGAGGUUGCUCCCAGUAAGCAAGACUGAACGGUCAACACUGGGGAUUUUGUGGGUCGACACCACCUAGAGUACUGAAGAUACUGUAUAGGCAUCAGCGAGACAGAAGAAAGAAUCACCCUGGACAGCUUCUGAAGUCGUCUAUGUUCAGAGUUUAUACUACUGAUUCCGUAGUCAAAUUGCUGAUGUUGUAUGAACGACAGCUUAUACCUUAAAUGGAGAGACCGUAUAAAGAUAACAUGAGAAUUGGGAGAAAGGCCGAAGAAAUAUUUAAAAUUUAUUUAACUUAUUUUUUUUUUAGAUUUGUUUUCAUUGAAGUAAAUGGAGUCAAAUUUUGUUGAUUGUAAAGUGGGCUUAUAUACCUUAUAUAAUUCCAUUGUCAAGGUAUUCUGACGCGACAUCACUUUUUUAUAUUCAUAUGUGGGCGACAUUUAAUUAUUUUGAGAACCUAAAAAAUAGAUAAAUGAACAGAUAAAGUAAAGUAUCUUGACGUCUAGUUUACAGCUGUUCAUCUAGGCAUCAUAUGGAUAAAUAUUGCGGAAGUGGCGUUGCGCCGUAAUUGCUCAUUCAUCGUAGAAGCCUUAGUUCAUUUUUAGCUCUCAUUCAUUUUACACAACAGUUCAGAUCCAUAUAAAUGGUACAUCUCGUACGUCGGAAGACCUGUCAGCAAACUGCAUGCCGCCAUCGUAUAAGUGAAAUGUUCUUGAGUACGGCGUCAAAAACUAAUUAAAACAAAUAAAUAAAUGGCACAACUCCCUGAUGAAUAACUCAAUACAGCCGGUUAAUAACGAGGCACAGGUGUUUGCUGGUGUCGGGUGUGUGCUUGUGAGUAGGGCUGGGAUAGGGGAGGAGAACAAUGGUUAUCCGAGAAGACUAGCCCAUGGCCAGCGAGAAACGGCUUCGGCUGGG